Rubroshorea leprosula is the source of this 1167-nucleotide messenger RNA. The record is from the annotation of a GenBank genome assembly. NCBI's taxonomy places the organism in Eukaryota, Viridiplantae, Streptophyta, Magnoliopsida, Malvales, Dipterocarpaceae.
AUGCACUCGCCAAAUGUUCGAUAAAAUGCCCCAUGGAGACGUAAUUGACUGCAAAGCGAUGCUCUCCAACUAUUCUCAGCUGGCUCUUCAACGAGGAGCUCUUUUUCUCUUUCACCUUAUGAGAAUUACCGGUACGAAGCCUAACCACUUUUCUUUCACCGCAAUUUUGAAUCCUUACGCGGGACUAGGGGAGCUUCAAAAUGGAACCAAAAUUCAUGCAUUAUCAUUGUUUUUUGAGUAUCAAUCUUCGUUGCCUGUUAAUAAUUCGCUUGUUGAUAUUCAGUUGAACACUGCUCGUGAAGUGUUUCAUUUGAUGCCAAAGAAGGUUCAGAUUGCUUGGAAUAUUGUGAUUGUGUCUUAUAAUGCCAUCCUAGAUGCUUAUAUAACUUAUAUGAAAAAGGUAAAGACUAGUGAAGCCUUUAAUGUGUUUCAGAACAUGCCAGAGAAGAAUGUUGUUUCAUGGACAUCAAUGAUUGCGGGGUUUGCCAAGAAUGGGCCGGGAAGGAUAGAAAACUCUUGGCUUCUUUAUUUACAUCAUGAGAAAUUGUAUAUGCCAGAUGAUUUUACAUUUGGAGCUGUGCUUCAUGCCUGUUCGAUUCUGGCAGUACUAGGGCAUGGGGGUUUAAUUAACAUGUAUGCUAAAUUUGGGGAUAUCAAGGGAUCAAGGCCUGCAUUUGAUGAUAUUCUAGACAAGGAUUUGGUCUUCUGGAAUACCAUGUUGUUUGGAUUUGGGAUGCAUGGAUUGGCUAGUCCAGCUUUACAGUUCUAUGAAGAUAUGAUGACAUCUGGGAUAAAGCCUGAUAAGGUGACCUUCAUAGGCUUGUUGAUGACUUGUAGCCACUCUGGUCUGAUCGAGAAAGAGGCCAAAGAGUUGGCUAGUAAAUACUCUCAUACAAGCGGUGACAAGAGCAUCUCAUGUGAAGCCUUGUCAGGGGCAUGUUCAACUCAUUGGGAUGCAGAAACCAGGAUGUAUGUUGGGCAAAAUCUGAAGAUUUUGGAAACUCAUAAUGAAAUGAGCUGUGUUGUUAUCUAACAUGUAUUGCGCGGGCGGACGGGGGAGAGAAGCAGAGAUUGUUAGGAAAGCAAUGGUGGAUAAAGGUGUAAAGAAAAUGCCUCUAUGCAGUUGGAUUGAAGUUAGAAAUAAGGUAAUAAUUAACAUUUGUUUGU